AUGCCUGAAAAACUUGCUCAGGGACCUGGAGAUCCAUCUGGUUAUCCAUCUCCGUUUGAUACUGCCUCUGCAGGCCCGCCAAAUCCUCCACAGAACGAGAAUCCUCGUCUGUCACCUGGAAACAGUUUGAAAGUCAACCUGGGGCUACAGUCUGAAUGGGCUGCUUUUGACCGUGUUGACUGGGUAGGUAUUGACAAGGCCGUCGCAGAGGCAAGAAAGGGGAGACAACUCGCAAAACGUGGCUCUUCUCAACAUGUGUCGGAUCAAGCAAGCAAAAAGCAAAAGUGCAAUCCAUGCAGUGCCGGUAGUAAUCCCCUUUCAUCUUCCCCUUUGCAAAACAGCUCGGCUGCUCAGCCACCUGUUGCAUUUCCUGCUGCAUCGCCUGUUGAGCCUUUACAUAUUCAGCCUAUGCCAUUCAUGAUGACCCGAUUCCUGUAUGAAAACGAAGGAAUAAAGCUGGAAGAGGGAUAUGAUUUAAGUCUUCACAAGUUCAUCUCUUUUGAAGUCGCAAAUUCUGGAAUCAAUGAUGAGAUGUCUAACAGCACUUCAUCUCAAGGCACAGAAUCGGACCCUGAAUUCCGUUCUCCCCUCAAACCACGUCAAAAGUCCAACCAGGACGGGGAUGAAAGAACCGAGACCGACAUCAAUCUCCGCAACGAUGAAGAUGACGGCAGCGGCCCUGAAGACUACGGCAAUGAAGAUACCGAGCACAACAACGAUGGCAACAAGAGCUCCCUCUGCGAGUUCUCCCGCCCAUGCCACAUGGGCCCGUCCCCAGACGGAAUGCACUUCCGCAAAGUCGUCUCCCAUUUCUUUGGCCGGAACAAGGCCUCGACGAAGCUCUUCCCAGAUGCUGUCUGGGUCCACUACUGCCGCAAGCAUUACCAACGAGCCCGAUACCGUGCCGAUCAAUGGCCUUUCACGCAGUGUGAGUUACUCCUUGAAUCACUCUCCCGCAUGGAGCAGUGGGAUGGGGUCGAAAAUUUCGAGAUUACACUCCGGCGUCGUGAGAUACUGCGAGUCGAGGAGGAGGAACAGCCGACCAGUUCCACCCCCGCUGGCCCAAGUCGUGCGGGCCCCAGUCGCGCUCGCACCAGCAACCAAAGAAAGACUUCUGCUCGUGCUAGGAAAAAGCCCUCGACUGCUCGAAAUCUGACCGUGCGUGGGCGGAAGCUCCCUAGAGCUAUUACUGCACCUGUUCCAGAGUGGCUGCGUAAUUGCGUGGGACGCGGAAAGACUUUCGCAGAAAUUCGCGGAAUUGUCAACAAGACAUAUGAAUACAUGAUAGAAAUGCGUGAAGCGGAAAAGGCCCUUGAGGAAUCUCUCGGUAUUUCCACUGGUGACAACACCGCCUCGGCCGGAAAAAAGAGUCCUUGGCUUCCAGCAAGAAGCAGUUCGAAAGACAUUGAGCGCCAGCAAGGCAGCCGGGCAAGAUUUCCAGACAUCGAGAUACUUCCUACGUUCAAGCCAUGGGUCCUUGAUGCUGCAUUGCGACAGCGCGAGCAGGCGGGGAUCAAGGCUUCCGCGCGGCACGGAGAGUCUAACAAGAGAGAGGAUAGCGAAGUUGAGGCAAGCGUUGCCUCUCUGGAUGGGACUGAGAGCGUCGGUUCAAAUGAGGAUGAGCAUGGUCAGGAGAUUGGCCGGACCGGGUUGAACCGAGGAAACUCAGCGGGUCAACGUCGACGCAAUGACAAGAGCUAUAUGGCCAUGGUGACUAGGGUUACCCCACGAGGCUCAGUCAAGAAGCCCAGUGACGCGAAAGGGAAAGGUCGUGGACGUCGUUGA
Penicillium longicatenatum is the source of this 1785-nucleotide messenger RNA. RefSeq names its product putative pathogenicity factor. The transcript has a single exon. The record is from RefSeq and is a predicted model, not a curated record. Lineage: Eukaryota; Fungi; Ascomycota; Eurotiomycetes; Eurotiales; Aspergillaceae. The coding region runs from base 1 to 1785 and encodes 594 amino acids.